CUUGAUAUUGUGGCUGCUACCAAGAAAGGCUACAUGGUGUGGCAGGAAGUGUUUGAUAAUGGAGUGAAGCUGAAGGAUGACACUGUGGUGGAGGUGUGGAUGGGGAACAAGAUGGAGGAGGAGCUUCAGAAUGUGACUGGGGCAGGAUUUACAACCAUUCUUUCUGCCCCUUGGUACCUGGACUACAUUACCUAUGGACAGGACUGGCAACACUACUACAAAGUUGAGCCACUCAAUUUCCCUGGUCAGUUUCUCAAGUCAAAUUCUAAUUUUGUUUAUUUUAGCAGCACUAGUUUACUAAUCUAGUGGUUUAAAACACAG
Messenger RNA from Sinocyclocheilus grahami, 321 nucleotides. Its product is annotated as beta-hexosaminidase subunit beta-like. Gene Ontology annotation, molecular function: beta-N-acetylhexosaminidase activity. Gene Ontology annotation, biological process: ganglioside catabolic process; carbohydrate metabolic process; glycosaminoglycan metabolic process. Lineage: Eukaryota; Metazoa; Chordata; Actinopteri; Cypriniformes; Cyprinidae. The transcript has 2 exons. The coding region runs from base 34 to 306 and encodes 90 amino acids. The record is from RefSeq and is a predicted model, not a curated record. Gene Ontology annotation, cellular component: lysosome; membrane.